UCUCCGAUAAAGAAGAAACUCGUGGUGGGGAGUUUUAUUUGAUUUGUUUCGUGCGCGAGUGUGACGAAAGGCAUCGCAUUUCGAAAUCAUUCUCAAAUGAUCGCGGAGUGUGACAAAAAUAUGCGGGUUUGUUGUAUCGGAGGGUGAAUGUUAUGCAGCGAAAGGGUGGGGGAGGAAUUGUUGACGGAGGAAGGACGAGACAAAGAGGUGAGAGUCUUCGGGGGGUUUUCAAGGGGCAGUUAUGGUUAAACCGUACUUUGGGAAGCUGCUGAGUGCUGUCGGGACACUGGCUCAGUACACGUGCAUCACGCACUGUGUUUUUGAGUACGUCGGAGAUUUUAUUGUGUGUACAGGACCUUCAAUGGAGCCGACAAUCUACAGUAAUGACAUUCUCUUUACUGAGCACAUCACCCCGCGUCUUCUAAAAUUGAAAAAAGGUGAUAUUGUGAUAGCGAAAUGUCCAUCAAACCCUCGCCAACAUAUUUGCAAAAGAAUCAAGGCUGUGGAGGGCGAAAUGGUCCGCCGCGGAUUCACAACAUAUAUAAUUCCAGAGGGUCAUAUAUGGCUGGAAGGUGACAAUAGCAGUAACUCAGCGGAUUCCAGGCAGUAUGGACCGGUUCCGCAGGGUCUAGUACGUGCUCGAGCUAUCUGCAAGGUCUGGCCGCCCCACGAUAUCACAUUACUCACCACAAAGUGCGUUAAUCCGGACUGAUGUUACAAAGGAAAUGUUGAAUAAAUAAUUAAAUUUUUUGGUUAACAAAAUGUAUGUAUUGUAAUAAAUUUCAGUAAUUAUGUGUUCAAAAUCAGUAAAAUGUUUAUCAUUAAAUGAAUAAAUUCUUCUCUCUUUGUUCGGAA
Messenger RNA from Diachasma alloeum, 855 nucleotides. Its product is annotated as mitochondrial inner membrane protease subunit 1. The transcript is spliced from 3 exons. Bases 242 to 712 code for a protein of 156 amino acids. NCBI's taxonomy places the organism in Eukaryota, Metazoa, Arthropoda, Insecta, Hymenoptera, Braconidae. Gene Ontology annotation, molecular function: serine-type endopeptidase activity. The record is from RefSeq and is a predicted model, not a curated record. Gene Ontology annotation, cellular component: mitochondrial inner membrane peptidase complex; membrane.